Messenger RNA from Periconia digitata, 334 nucleotides. Lineage: Eukaryota; Fungi; Ascomycota; Dothideomycetes; Pleosporales; Periconiaceae. The record is from the annotation of a GenBank genome assembly.
CCAAGUUGCGCAAAAGCGCCUGCGUCUUAGCGAUGUUCUCCUGCCGCUUCUGCUCAUAUUCGCUCAAUUCGACUUUGGGCCGGGCCAUGCUGGGAAAUGCUGAUGAAGUGCUGUUGAUUAUUAGAUCGGAGAUCAGUGUUACCGUCAAAAUGGCGAAAGACGCAAAUAUGAACAUUGACCAAAUUGAUACUGAUAGUCGCGUAGAGUGGCGAAACAAGACGCGACUAGACGCGUCGCGAUCACGUGCGAGUCUAGAACACUUUCGCGCAUAGGACGAGAACAACAGGUAGUCACGAUUCAAGCAUGCAAUCCGUGUGGCAAAAGCAUGCUCCCC